Clupea harengus (Atlantic herring) is the source of this 2645-nucleotide messenger RNA. It is a transcript of the gene dele1, whose product is annotated as DAP3 binding cell death enhancer 1. Gene Ontology annotation, cellular component: mitochondrion. Gene Ontology annotation, biological process: extrinsic apoptotic signaling pathway via death domain receptors. Gene Ontology annotation, molecular function: protein binding. NCBI's taxonomy places the organism in Eukaryota, Metazoa, Chordata, Actinopteri, Clupeiformes, Clupeidae. The record is from RefSeq and is a predicted model, not a curated record.
UGGUUGGCUGGCACAGCCGUCAAAAUAUCUCGUGACUAGUGCUAUUUGAGAGAGUGGUUUGUGUCCUCAAAUUUCCACUAUGAAAUCUCCUCAUGUGAAGUAGUUGUAAGGUCAUGGAACCUAGUUAGAAGCUUUCGUUAAAUUUCACUCUACGUAGGGUGAAAUAAACAACGGAUUUAUACGAUUUGGACCAGAUCACGAAGCAUGUGGAGGGUAUACGGCAUUGUUGGCAGGGUUCUGAACCGCUGGCCUGCCAACGCACCCCUCCGGCUGUCACAGGGUCCCCAUCGUGAGGAUGAGGUCAUCAACACCUCGACCAUCCUCUCCACCAACUUCCACUCCUCAGACAAGAGGGAGGAUGGGGAGGAGAGGAGGAGGAAACGGACCUCUCAGUUCUGCUUCACUGGGCUGCCCCGAUACACUGCACUGGAUGCGGUGGGCUGGGGUGCAGCAACGGUUCUCCUCAUGCAGCUCUGCAGACGGAUCCACUCGCAAUUCUCUUCUGUGGGUGAGCAGAACCCUAGGCUGACCCAUCACAGGGAACCAGGAGUCAUUCAAAAGUGUAGUUACCGGACUCUGCUAGAAAUCCUGUCUAGACAGCAUCUAACCAGACACGUGCUGCCGGGUGCACUGAGCCUGAGCCGACAUAGGGCGGCACCUGAAACACUUGACCAAAGUGGGAUCAGCAGCAGCAGCAGCUCCAGCAGCACCAGCGCAGCCUCAGAGUUAUUUGACCAGCAGGGGGCACUGCUGAGCAAAGAGUCAUCCUUCUCAGUGGAUUCCAGCCUACUCGGUAAUGAGGCCAAACCUGAACAGCAGAAACAACAGACUUCACAGGAUUCUCUCCCACCAGAAGAUAAACUGACAGAGGCUUCAGAGAACCUAAAACAUGUGGCCGACACUAGCGUACCAGUUAUUCUCAACAUCAUUGGUUUGGAGAGUGCGAAGGCAGGUGAUUAUGAGACAGCUUUCUCCUGUUUCCUGGCUUCUGCUCAACAUCACUACAGCAAAGCCCAAUUCAAUGUUGGUGUCUGCUACGAGAAGGGCAGAGGAGUCCGCAAGAACCUCAACAAGGCACUGCAGUUCUAUAGGCGAGCAGCAGCAGCAGGCCACAGUCAGGCUCAGUACCGCUGUGCCAAACUCCUCCUGAGCAGCAGGAGGCAGCAGAGCGCAGAGGACCUGGACACGGCCAUCAGGCUUCUGCAGACAGCAGCGGCUGCUGGCCUCACCGAGGCUCAGUUGUACCUGGGAGUGUUCUUCUCUCAGGAUCCAACCAAAGACGAAGGGAAGGCUGUUCAGUACCUCCGCAUGGCAGCACAAUGUAGGGACCGCGUGGGGCUGCUGUACCUGGGUCAGUGUUAUGAGAACGGCAUUGGAGUGAGCCGGUGUUUGGUCACCGCAGCCAACCUCUACAGGCAAGCGGCGGCAGCAGGGAACCAGCAGGCCAAGGGUCUACUGACAGCUCUGUGUAAUCGAGAGGAUAAGCGGGUUCUGCGUUCUAUCCGCUCCGCUCCCUGCUUCUCUGCACUGGAAGGGCUGGCGCUUUCUGGUGGGCUCCAAAAGGCGGGGCACGGCCCCCAGCAGGUUUCUGAUUGGCCGGUCCAGCCCCUGCCUCACUCGUGGAGCAUGGGCAACCUUAGAGUCCCGCCAGCUCACCUCUAUCCACUCUCAAGUGCUGACAAAACAGGCAGCAAAUGGACCAUAGGGGUUGGAUGAGAUGUGUACACACACACACACACACACACACACACACACACACACACACACAGAAGAAACAGAGGCAUUACAUCCUGACACUAUCAAAAUAGUGAACGCACACAAGCGCAUUCAUUGCUGUUUGGAAUAAGCGCAGGUUAUUGACACACACACACCUUGUUCUGUAAAUAGAAACUUAGAGUGAAAUAAUACACAUACUUUUCUAUGUGUAGACUCUGUCCACAUCAAACACACAUUUAAUGUGAGAAAAGAAUUGGGCUAAAGUGAAAGUCAAAGAAAAGCUAUUGAAUACACUCACUUUGGUCUCUUAUUCCAAAACAAUGGAAUGGGAACCGCAGAGGUUUACAGUGAUACUCUUUCUCUUUUUUUUUUUUUUUUUUUUUUUAAGCGAAAGCUUUGUGAGUUUUGAGUUAUGGAUGAUUGAGAGACGUGAUGGAGAUUUCAUCGAGUGCAGGGUUAAUGUUGGGUUUCUUCACCCAAAGGAAUGUAAAGCCCUUUCCAUGUGUUUUAAUGUCAUUCUUUGUUUUGGAAUCAUGUUUCGAGUAAACAUGAGGUUGGUGAUGCCGAUGAUGACGCUAUGAGAUUUUCUUGUCAGUAUGUAAACAUGAGUGUGGUCAUUAGGGGUUCUUUGGGGCAGCUUUUUGGGUGAAGGCUUUUUGUAGUUUUUUUGUUUUUUUCCCCAUUCGGUUUUGCCUGCUGUUGCCAUUGAAUAAGUUGUUUGAAAUCCCAGAGGUCAAAUGUGCCUUGAUCUAUCACAGCACACACAUACUGUACGUGUACUUUAUCCUAACUGUGGGGUGCUAAAAUGUGACUUUUAAAAAGGCUGUUAAGCAAUGUGGAUGGUGUUAUUAAAGCCCUUAAUUAUUAUUUUGUAACCAAAAGCAAAGAAACGCACAUAAGUAAAUAAAUAAAUAUAUUUUUAUCAUCAA